AUGAUGGCGGGUGGAUCCUCUCUCAAUCUGGCACCCGUCCCGCAGGGUUCCGUCCAGCACUUCCAGAGACUCAGCCCGUCGUCUGCUUACGACACGUACGGCGUCACCACAGCAGACGAUAGGACCUACACCAGCACGUACCCGUCGUUCUUUGACGGGGACCUGUACAGUCAACACGCCGGCCACAAGGCGUCUGGCCUACAUCAUCCCAGCACACAACAACACGGAGACUACCGUCACGAGAAGGUCUUCACGGAGCUGAAGCCUUUCCAAAAGCAGACCCCGAACUUCCAUCAAAAACAAACUCAAAACUUUCACCAACAAACUUUUCAAAACUACAAUGUCAGUGUUGAGGAUUAUCAGGCCAGGGUGAACCCCUUCACGGGUCACCAUUCACCUGCUGUAGGUCACCAAUCACCUGUUAUGAGUCACCAUUCACCUGCUAUUGGUCACCAAUCACCAGUUUUGAGUCACCAAUCACCAACCAUCAGUCACCAGUCUCCUGUUGUAGGUCACCAUUCACCUGUUAUGAGUCACCAUUCACCGGGAAAAGUCUCACCACCGUUCUACCACCCGGAACACAUGUCCACACUGCACUACGACCCACACUACUACCACCAAUGGCCCCCAAGUGUGGCCAUGCCACAUCCAGAAAGUGGCCAACCACACCCGGACUGCCCGCCCCCACCCCUGAAAGUCCGCCGACUAGGGGCUGGCAACCCCGUGCCCACCUGGACCGCCAAAGGAAAAAACAACUGUGUGGUCAGCCUGUACAACGGGGACAUGUGGGCUAAGUUCCACAUCCACUCUAACGAGAUGAUCAUCACAAAACACGGAAGACGCAUGUUUCCUGUGUUGCAUUACGUCAUGAGUGGCCUUGACCCCCACAAGAAGUACCACGUGUACGUGGACAUGUCGCUAGCAGACAACAACCACUGGAAGUUUCAAGGCGGGAAGUGGGUCUCAUGUGGCACCGCCGAGCCCCUCCCUCAAGGUAAGAGAUUUUUUUUUUUACCUGUAUCCCCCAACACGGGCGCACACUGGAUGAAGCAAGACGUCAGCUUUGGUAAACUCAAAUUGACGAACAACAAGGGGACGAAACAAAAACAAAUAAUCUUGAAUUCCAUGCACCGCUACCAGCCACGGAUCAACAUAGCCGAAGACGUGGACGGUCAAGAAGGUGACGUCAUCAUUUCCCACGCCUUCGUGGACACGCAGUUCAUCGCCGUGACGGCAUACCAGAACACAGAC
Molecule: messenger RNA, 1251 nt
Organism: Physella acuta
Lineage: Eukaryota; Metazoa; Mollusca; Gastropoda; Physidae
Product: T-box brain protein 1-like
Biological process (GO): cell fate specification; positive regulation of DNA-templated transcription; regulation of transcription by RNA polymerase II
Cellular component (GO): chromatin; nucleus
Molecular function (GO): DNA-binding transcription factor activity, RNA polymerase II-specific; RNA polymerase II cis-regulatory region sequence-specific DNA binding
Source: RefSeq, a predicted model, not a curated record